This is a messenger RNA of Dermatophagoides pteronyssinus (European house dust mite), 955 nucleotides long. Its product is annotated as lysM and putative peptidoglycan-binding domain-containing protein 3. The record is from RefSeq and is a predicted model, not a curated record. NCBI's taxonomy places the organism in Eukaryota, Metazoa, Arthropoda, Arachnida, Sarcoptiformes, Pyroglyphidae.
CGCACCUAAUUCAAAAUCAUUUAUUUUGCCAUAAGAUGCAAUAUUCACUUAAUUUUUUUUGCUGAAUUUUUUAUUAUUAUUAGAAUUUAAUGUUCAUAUCUACGAUAAUAUAUCAUCCAAUGUAUCAUAGACUUAUUAAUGAAGAUGAUAAUGAUAAAACAAAUGCAACAAAUUAUGAAUCAUUCGAAUUUAAGAAUAGAAGCACAAAAGAAUCACGAUCACGACAUUCCAGAAAUGGUUCAAAUUCACCACCAUAUUUGGAUCCAAAUCGUUAUGAUAUAAUCGAACAUACCAUACAGCCAAAUGAAACGUUACAAGGAAUCGCUUUACGUUUUAAUUGUUCAAUUUCACAAUUACGUCUUGCCAAUCAUAUUAUGUCGGAUCAAGAUUUCCAUAUUUUAAAAGUAAUACGAAUACCUGUCAUCAAACAUAGCUUUCUAAUCGAUACAAAUGUUCCAAUAAAUGAUCAACAAUAUGAUGAUCAACGAACACAUUUUGUCGACGAUUUAAUCGAUGUUAAACAAGAACCAUCGACAACGUUAUCAACAAAAACUCAAGUGAUCAAUAUUGGCAUUUCCAAUUAUCUUACCCGUGAUAAUAAUAAUGAAAAUUAUAAACAAUUCCUAAAUAACUUGAGCACAGAUCUAGAAGAGAUACGAAAAUUUAAUCAAAGUAAAAUUGAAGAGAAUAUUAUUGCUACUGAUAAUGUUGAUGAUGUAGCUGCAGGUACGACAGCAUCAGUAUCGAACGAAUCAAAAGCAUCUACCUACUCUGAUGGAUCAGAUUUUGGUAUUCAUUGGAGUCCCUUUGUAUAUUCUAUACAAUCUAGAAAAUCAUCACCAUCAUCAUCAUCAUCAUUAUUAAUUCAUUAUGGACAACUGUGACUAGUAUUUCUGGAAAAAAAUGUGCAAAUAAUUUUUUUUUAAUCUAAUUGUAAAUAAUGCGAUUUUUUUUG